Molecule: messenger RNA, 876 nt
Organism: Carica papaya (papaya)
Lineage: Eukaryota; Viridiplantae; Streptophyta; Magnoliopsida; Brassicales; Caricaceae
Source: RefSeq, a predicted model, not a curated record
GAUAGGAUGAUGAAGGAGCUUCACUCACAAGGCAAGACCAUGGAAGACAUCGAGCAAGUGUUGAAACGAACUCCGAUCCAUCCUCGAGUAAUCCCAGCAAUUGAAUCUGCCUUUGCUUUAGGGUGCGAGCUGAGGAUCGUGAGCGAUGCAAAUAUGUUCUUCAUCGAAACCAUCUUGAAGCAUCAUGGAAUCAGAGAUUAUUUCUCAGAGAUCAACACCAAUCCAGGUUUUGUUGAUGGACAAGGAAGGCUCAGGAUUUUUCCUUAUCACGAUUUCACCUGCAACUCUCCCCAUGGCUGCAUUAAUCCUUGUCCUCCAAACAUGUGCAAAGGUUUGAUAAUUGAGAGGAUUCAAGCUUCCUUGUCCAUGGAAGGAAAGGAGAAGAAGAAGAUGAUAUAUCUUGGUGAUGGCGCAGGGGAUUACUGUCCCAGUUUGAAGCUAAACGAAGGAGAUUAUGUAAUGCCAAGAAAGAACUUUCCGGUGUGGGAUCUAAUCAGUAAAAAUACGAAGUUGGUAAAAGCUGAGAUUCACGAAUGGAGUAAUGGGGAGGAGCUUGAAUAUAUCUUGCUGCAGAUCAUCGACAAAAUUUAUAUGGAGGAAGAAGAGGAGAAUAUUUGUCAAUUGAUUUCGGGAGAUUACUGCAAGUUCAAAACAAUUUCAGUCGUCGAGCAUGAAACCUUGCCCAAGGUUCUACCAGUUCCUCAGUAAUGCGUUCUUCACUAACCAAAGAAAAUUACUAAUGAAAAUUUUAGCUUUGGUGAAGUAACUGUAAAAUUAGUUUUUCAAGAAACAACGUAAUAUCUAUACAUGUAUUUUCCCCAAGAACUCGUCUACCAUUUUGGCAAAAACAAUAAUGGUGUUGGUGGAUUAUAACCA